This is a messenger RNA of Coregonus sp. 'balchen', 2627 nucleotides long. Lineage: Eukaryota; Metazoa; Chordata; Actinopteri; Salmoniformes; Salmonidae. The record is from the annotation of a GenBank genome assembly.
AUGGAUGAAGACUCAGCAUUGGAGAGUUAUUUUGAUGACCCAGUUGGAAAUGUACCAGUAAGUAGCCAGUGGUCCUGAUUGCCAGGGUAAAGGGGAUUAUGAAAGAAGUCAGAGUAUUUUUCAGCAAAAUUAACCAAAUUGACCUCAACAUUUGAUUUGAAAUUACUUCAACCAACAGGUGUUUUAUCCUCAUUUUCCACUUGGUCUCAUCGACACAUGCUAUUCCCCAGCAAGUGACACAAGAUAAACUGACAGUAAAUGAUGCAUCUAAUUCCACUCUCUUCAUAGUUUUUUCUUCUCUGGUGUGAUUUCUAGGAUGCCUCUGGCUUCCUGUUUGAAGGGGACCUGGGCUUGCAGGGCCCCCCUCAGCUCCACGACCCAUCCUUUCUCUCCUCCUUGAGCCAACCGGAGAAGGACAUCGGGGAGGAUCUGGAUCUCAGCUUCCUACCUGAUGACCUGCCAGAGGACACCCGUGGAAAUGCUGCUUCUAAUGCUAACAUGACACAAGACCACGUGUUCGAUGGCUACAGGCCUGAGGAGUCUGCUGAGACUGACCCUAACAAGCCGGCCGUGAUGGGAGCCUCUACCUUCUGUCCCAUGACGCCUAUGACCCCCAUGACUCCAGUGGCUGAGAGUUCUGGAAUAAUCCCCAUGUUACAGUGCGUGAUGGACGUUACGAUAACCAGGAUUGCAUUCAUUAGUGCAACGUAAACCGUUUACACCAAAUGCUCUAAAUGGUUUCUGUUGUGAAACGUUUUGCUAUGGUUUGCACUAAUUAAUACGACCCUGGGAAAUGAAUUAGUGCACUAUACAGGUAUUGGCCAGGAUAGGCUCAGAUUAAAAGUUGUGCACUAUAAAGGGAAUAGGGUACCAUUUCAGAUUGCCCCCUACUUGUCUAGCCUCUAACAUCUUAUAUUGAUAAGCUAAUAUUGAUCAGCGCUUGCAUGUGAGCCUGUUUGUUGUUUAUGUGCAGGAAUAUUGUAUCCACAGUGAAUCUGGCCUGCCCACUGGACCUGAAAUCCAUUGCUCUUCAAGCCAGAAACGCUGAGUACAACCCCAAGGUAAUCAAAGUAUACCCAGUCCAGACAAUGUUUAAGUCAAUAUGGUGGUGUCGUGCCAUGAUGUGGGCAUUGUACUCUGUUUCAGCGUUUUGCUGCUGUCAUUAUGAGAAUACGGGAACCUAGGACCACAGCACUCAUCUUCAGCUCCGGAAAGAUGGUCUGCACAGGAGCCAAGAGGUGAGGAGGGAGAACAGUUCACCAUGAUCCAUGGUCUUGUUCAGUAGGAAGAACAUGUUAAGAAAGAGGGAGGUAUAAUCUGAAUUUGUCCAAUAAGAGCACAUAUUCAUUUUCUGUUGCAAGAUGUUUUGUUACGGUGUGCCCUAUUGAACACUGACACUAUGUCAUUACCAAGGACCACUCCUAGAGGAUUCUCUAAAUAAAUAAUUUGGUGUACUGUACCUGUCAUUGCUCAAGGAUAGGAAAAAGUGGAGGGAGCUCAUUGAGCCCUUGUCCCAAAGUGGAUGAAGAAGAUGAUCCCCUCAUUCCUCAAGCCACUCCUCUUGUUUUUGCUGUCUAUUCUGACAGCGAGGAGCAGUCUCGACUGGCUGCCCGCAAGUAUGCUCGUGUGGUGCAGAAGUUGGGCUUUCCCGCCAAAUUCCUGGACUUCAAGAUCCAGAACAUGGUGGGGAGCUGUGAUGUCUGCUUCCCCAUUCGGCUGGAGGGUCUGGUGCUGACUCAUCAGCAGUUCAGCAGGUAUACUUACUGUGACAUAUUGAGUGUCUGCUCUGUAAAGUACUGACACCCUUUAGUCAGAGAAAGUCUGUCCAUUAUGUUGAUUGAAUGAUAAAGUUUUAAUGUUUUCAUUUAUGAAUUCCUUUUUACAGGGGGAAAAUAAUGUAAAAUGUUUAGUGUACAGUUAAGAACAAUACAUGACCCCAUACAUGAGCAACAUUUUAUUUUAUUUGACACUAUGUAUGUUAGUGCUGCAGUACUCGUGUUUUUUUUUCACUAUGUAAAUAAAAUCCCUUGCACAGAAGUGCUUUUGCGGCUCCGCUAUCAUUUUCUUUUGUAGAGUUUAAGUCCAAAUAGGUUUAAGUUAAAGGUUUUCAGUAUAGCCUUACGGCUUACUCUACCCAACACAGUAGACCUAUUGAUAUUCAGAGGGUUCCCUGUAUUCAAUGUGUUUUUUUACAGCAUUGUCAAAAUAUACUCCAGACCUGAGCAACCUAUUCUCCUGUAACCAGAGCCAUAUAUUUAGAUAUUUCUAAAUGGCUCCCUGUAACUAACUGUGUGAUGGUAUUUGGCCCUCUAGUUAUGAGCCAGAGCUGUUUCCUGGUUUGAUCUACCGCAUGGUGAAACCACGUAUUGUCUUACUGAUCUUUGUGUCUGGAAAAGUGGUUCUGACAGGUACGUAUGUUGACCACUGGUGUUUUCUGUCUGACUCCCACACACCACCACGCUAUGAUGACAUGCUUCAAAUGCUUGUUUUUCACAUUUUAAAGUUUCCGAUAACAAAACGCAGCCAGAUCUUCUGUACAUUUUCUUUCAGGGGCUAAAGAACGUGGAGAGAUCUAUGAAGCCUUUGAGAACAUCUACCCCAUUCUGAAGGGAUUCAGAAAGCAAUAA